This is a messenger RNA of Fusarium keratoplasticum, 1443 nucleotides long. RefSeq lists its product as uncharacterized. The transcript is spliced from 3 exons. Lineage: Eukaryota; Fungi; Ascomycota; Sordariomycetes; Hypocreales; Nectriaceae. The record is from RefSeq and is a predicted model, not a curated record. The coding region runs from base 1 to 1443 and encodes 480 amino acids.
AUGUCUUUUGCUAUACAACCACCCUUUCUCUCCUCGGGGGCUCUGUCUACAGUAUGCUACGUCACUGCAGUGCUCUUUGCUCUCUACUUCAUCCGAAGACGAAAAACUGCCAGAGAAGAGAAGAGUCUUAGCUUGGCGACGAGUCCAAAACGAUCUAAAGGCGGGCAAGACUACACUGACGUGUUCCCACCAUCACAACGCCCAGUUCUGAGCCGCAUUAACUCACGAUUCCCUUACGCCGAUGGAAACACCGACACAUCGAAGCUCUCGAGGAUGAUCCUCGGAAUGAACGAAAACUACGCAACUGCAAGACCCGAGCGGUUCAUAUACAGCGGGUUCAGCGUUGGAGAUGUCUUGAAGUUGGGCAACUUUCCUGACUACGCGGCCUUGUCAGAGGUCCCGUUGCCAAAGCCAGCUGAGGGUUUUGACAUCAAUACUGCCCAGCCUAGACCUUACAGGCCGCUGAGAUGGCCGUACCACCAAACUAUGUCGUUUCAGAAGAUGGAGACAGAUUACUGGAUUGAGCUUGACAACACGUACCAUCGAUAUAUCCAGGAACGAAAGAAUAUCUUCGCUAAUAACGGAAAGGAUAUUCUGAAUGCGUUGCCUGGGUCCGAGUUGGCGUGUAAGGAGCUCAUGGAAAUGGUGGUACAAUUUCUUUGCGCCCGGUAUCCCCAUUACUUUCUGCUAGAGGGUAACACCUUUGUCAACGACAUUCUGGGCACCAAAGUCGACCUUUCAACGGUUGAUCCCCUGCACGUUUUGUUGGAAAACGUCCCUGAAGACUUUGCUAUUAUGCUUCGAGACCCUGAGACUGGAAGAUACCACUUCCGCGCUGGCGUCAUCUGCGCAUCAACUGGAUGGAGUCUGGGAACGAAACUCGGUUUGGGCCUACCUGAGAUCCAUGAACCUGUCCCAGAUUACAGGGAGAAGAUGCAGCUUAGUAUGGAUCGAUUCUUCACAAAGAUGCCAGUGUCAAAGCCCAUCCAGAGAGGAGCAUGGGGAUUCGAGGUUGGCCAACAUCUGUACAUGCCUCCUGAAGACCCUGGCCUAAGCAUCCGGGAUUCCCAAGAUCCGUCUCUUCGCCUUGAGGAUCUAUACUUUCGCGUCGACUGGCAGACGCUGCGCCGACUCCCGCUAUCAGGCGCCAUAGUGUUUAACUUCAAAGCCUUCUUCACCCCGGUGACUAGCUUGAAGGAUGAACCAUAUGUUCCCUCAUUGAGCCUCAAGGUUAUCAGUGAUAGCAAGGAGAACUUGGUACGGUAUAAGAGCGUUUGGCAUGUUGAACACAUACUCAAGCCAGCCUUAGCCGAGUAUGAGAGGUAUCAGAUUGAGAAUGGAAUCAUGGAAAAGGAUUGGCAGCAUCAAACGCUGCCUGAGAGUCCAUUCUUUCGGGGCUGGGAGGCAAAGUGGAAGCAGACGAACUUGAACUCGGACCGAUGA